GUCGACGUGAAGUCGUCUCGUUCUUCAUCUAACGUUGGCCUGGUGAAAAGGUGAUAAUUUACACGAUCAGGACCGCCGGUAUCGUCCACAGCACAGCCGGUUGCAGAUGUCCUGGCGCGCUGCAACGCUUCUACGUUCGAGAAACCGUGCUCUACCGCCGCAACUACGACCCCGAAUAAACGCCUCCAGUCCUCUUCGCUCGAUAUGCCGGCGCCAACUUAGCUCAAGCUCGAGGGCCUCGGUGCCGACCUCCAGAUUGACGCCGGGCAACGCGGUUGUCACUGCCCUAGCGGUUGCUGGUUCAGCAACUGUCUACCACCUCUUCAACGCGUCGCCAUUAGAGCCUAUACCUCUCACAUUCGAUACGACGUCAGCCGAAGACAAUUACACCUCACCCUUGGCUGACAUCACAUCCACUGUAUCCAAUUUCACGGGCACCAAUGUCGAUUUUUCGGCGAUACUCGACGGAAUCAGUGCAAACCUCUCAGACGAUAUCAUCGAGACCAGUUUGUGGGCACAUGCGGCAACCUUUUGCCCACCAGUAGGCGACGCGACCGGCAUUGCGAGGGUGGACGGGGCCUCCGUUCCAGUCCACAUGCCCCCAGAGGAUAACCUCACGUCGUCUUUCAUCCCACUCCCCACUCACACUAUGCACCUGUUUGGCGUCUUCGAUGGCGAGCAAGGAGGAGGCACCUCGUCAUUCCUGUCUUCGACUCUACUCAUCGCUUUGGCUGGCUCAAUGAUCGACUUGCUGAAGAAACAUGGAUACGGCAAUUUCGGAGAUUUCGAGGAGGCGGAAAGCGAGGUGUAUCUCAGCAGUGGCGACGGAGCAAGGACAACAUCAGACAUGGCGCCUAUUCCCUUCACCCCCGACAUAGUUCGCCCAAUCCCAGACGAUUCGGCGGUCGAGGAACUCAUUCGCAGUACGUUCUUGUUAGUGGACGAUUGGUUGGUUGUCGAGUCAGCUAGUGGCUUCCUCUCAACUGUCGAUGCGAGACGUGCUGAGUCCCUCUCGAAAGCACAAGCACCGUCCUCCGGUAAUGAAGCUUCCAAGGUCGCACCUCCCCUCACAGACGGCUUAGGCUUCAAGGAAGAAUCGACUCACACCCUUCGCGAUGGCCAGUCUGGGAGCAGCGCUCUUGUUGGUUAUUACGAAAGCGAUACGAAGAAGGUCCGGAUUGCCCUGGUGGGCGACUCGAGAGCUGUCUUGGGAAGGCCGGUUGUGAACCGACAGUACCGAGCGACUCCGAAUCCAAGAUCAUCCGUUGCUUCCGUUGCUGGAUCGACAUCACCAUCCUCGACACCUGUCACAAGAGAAGAGCCCACGGCUAUCGUUGAUCCGUCCAAGCCCUCCACCCCUCCUAGCGCUUGGUGGCCAUUCUCAUCUUCCCAAAAUUCAACUUCGCAGAACGAGGAGAGGUUCCUUGAGCCUCUCAGAAAGACCGAAUACCCCACGCUUUAUGAGGCGCAAGUCUUGACCGAGGAACAUACGUCUGCGAAUCCUGAAGAACGCGCCCGCAUCGUAGCCGAGCACCCAUCAUGCCAUCAGCACCUCUUCUCCCGAAACAACGAUCCCUACAGCACCCAUCCGAACGACGAGCGAUAUCUAGGCAUUCCGACGACGCGAGGAUUCGGCUAUGGCGCCCUGAAGUGGGGAAGGGAUGUCCAGGAGAGGCUGCAUCGGGAGUUUCUGGGUGACCAGCCGUUGAAGGAGUUUAGCGAAGGCAGGGUGCCCUGGCCGGAAGGUGCUCGAAAGGAGUCUGAGGACAGUGGUUCCGACUCUUCUUCAUCCUCAUCGCUGUCUCAUACGAUACCCGCCCCCAAGGUGUCGACACCAGGAGACCCAACAUACCUUCGAGCACUCCCGACGGUCACUACUCUCCCCGUCAAGCCUGGAGAUUUUGUGGUACUUGGGUCGAAGGGUCUAUGGGAGUGCUUGUCGAGCGACGAAGUAGUCGGGCUUGUCGGUGCUUGGGUAGAAGAGCGAAGGAGGGCGAUGGGUUCUAAAACAUCGGCCACACCCGAACCGGGCGCAGCCUCACUGGUUCGCGAACUCACCUCUCAACCACCCUCGUCGAACUCUCGUAAACUAGCUAGCAUACGGGACCCUGCCUCUCUUAUGGGCUUCAACUCGGACGGUGCUGACAGUGCCGUAUUGGGAACUAAUCUGGCGCUUCCUUUGCGCGGUGGAGCGCCAAAGCCAAAUCGACUCGUGAACCCUACUGAACUUCCAGUUGUGAGGGAGGGUGGUUGGUCUCCGAGGAGCGGCGUGGCUGCGAAUGAUGGAUGGAGGUGGACGAGAUCUUGGCGAGUAUCGAAGGAUAAGGUCAAGUACGUCGUGGAUGGAAGGGAUUUGGAGUGUGUCUCGGUACAUAUCCUUCGUAAUGCACUAGGUGGCGCGGAUAAGGAUCUUAGAGGAGGUUUGUUGGGUAUGGCCUCCCCUCGAGCUGCGAGGUUUAGGGACGACAUCAGCGUCCAGGUGAUAUUCUUUGAGUAA
Messenger RNA from Coprinopsis cinerea okayama7#130, 2497 nucleotides. RefSeq lists its product as hypothetical. Gene Ontology annotation, molecular function: protein serine/threonine phosphatase activity. The transcript has 4 exons. Gene Ontology annotation, biological process: protein dephosphorylation. The coding region runs from base 107 to 2497 and encodes 796 amino acids. NCBI's taxonomy places the organism in Eukaryota, Fungi, Basidiomycota, Agaricomycetes, Agaricales, Psathyrellaceae. The record is from RefSeq and is a predicted model, not a curated record.